AUGGACUACUCUGCGAUCUCCAACGACCCGGAUCAUCCAGCGGGUGCCUCUCCCUGGGGCUCUCCUCGGCCUGGUGAGGUGAACUUUCCAGCGUCGGCUACCACUGACAUCCCUCCCUCGCCUCUUCCCCCACACCAAUCCCCGUUUGAUGCCGAAUCCCACCCUGCCGACGGCUCGCAAUCCGAGACAGGCCACGGAAUUGGCGGAACCGAGUCCCCCGACCUAUCUGAGAGGUUGCAGAACUCUCACCUUGGAGAUUCGGGAUACAGCGCGGAUCAGCCGCAAUCUGGCGCUCAGCAACCUCCUCGGUCCCAGCCCCCCGCGCAUGCGGGCACGCCGCAAAAUUCCCGACCCUCCGGUCCGGUAUACAAGAUCCAGGCGAGGAUUACAGGGCUGGAAAGGCCAGGCAAGAAAGAUCCAAUCCUUCGUUUCGAUAUCCACGUGAGCUAUUCCCUGAUGAGAAACUGCCCGACCACCAAUAUUCCCAAAUUUAGAACUACGCAAUAUCGCGAUGUUCGCCGGACUCAUGGCGAGUUCAUCAAACUCGCCGAACACCUGAUGUCGGCCAAUCCGGAAGCGAUGGUGCCCGCUGUGCCUCCUCCUCUCACACCAGCCGGUGCGGGGACGGAAGAGGACGAGAUCCGUGUGAAAGCGUCCAUGCAAAAAUGGCUUAACACGAUUUUUGCCAACGAAAUUCUGAUCCAUGACGAUGAAGUGGUUCUUUUUGUGGAAAGCGACUUUGGUUACAGCCCGGUGGUUCGGAUGAAACAACCUGCCACCGGCAUGCGGAGAAAGGUCCUGAAACAGUUCGCUCCGCCGCCCGAUGAUACCCCCGAACUACAAAGCGCGCGGCCCACAGUUAAGAUGUUUUAUCUUGGAUCCAUGGAUACAAGUCACAAGGUUGACCGCGUGGUCAAGGGUCGACGAGGACUUGGACUUGCAGAGUCGGACUUCGGUGUCAAGCUCGGGCAAAUGCAUGUGCAGGAGACCCAUCCCGGCUUGGCCCACGCCUAUCGGAAGCUGGGUAGAGUCAUUCAGACUGUUGGGGACUAUCACGCAGUUCAGGCUACUGCGGAGGCAACGACACUCGGGGAACCUCUCAGCUAUCAUUCUUCAGACGCCUUCAUCGUGAAGGAAACUCUCACAAACCGACACAUCCUCCUUCGAGAGCUGAUCCAAGCACAGCAGACGACCCGCAGUAAGCGAGCUGCGGCAGACCGUCUGAAGGGUAGCUCCUCCGUCCGGCCCGACAAGGUGGACGAGGCGAUCACUGCGUUGGAAGAUGCUCAGAACCAUGAGGAUUGGCUCACCAAGAAGACGCAACGUGUUACCUCGAAUUUACUCCUUGAAAAGCGCCGCUGGUUCCAACGCACUACUGAUGACCUCUUGAUGACACUGCGCGAGUACACGCUACGCCAGAUUGAAGCUGAGCGUCGAACCCUGGCCACGCUGGAGAGCGUGCGACCCGACAUCCGCGCGAUCGACUCUUCUGGAGGACUCAGUCGGUUAGGCCGCGAAUCUCAUCCCACUGGACGGCGCCCGAACAUGGCCUCCAGUCAAGGACCUAAGGGAGACGCGUGGAGCGGUAUUCCUCGUCGCAGCGACAGUCUUGGACGUAGUAUGAGCGGUAGUAUGAUUUCUCCUCCACCGGACGAUGAGGAGGAGGUCAACGGACAGGGCAAGGGCAGGCUACGCUCCACCAGUCGUGUGGGGUCUAUCGUGGAAGAAGAUGACGAUGAUCGGCUUGAUGCCCGGAAUGCCGCGAGUCGGCUGGCUACUAGCACUUUCUGA
Aspergillus terreus NIH2624 is the source of this 1791-nucleotide messenger RNA. RefSeq names its product retromer subunit VPS17. Gene Ontology annotation, molecular function: phosphatidylinositol-3-phosphate binding. The transcript has 3 exons. Gene Ontology annotation, cellular component: endosome; retromer complex; retromer, tubulation complex. Gene Ontology annotation, biological process: retrograde transport, endosome to Golgi; intracellular protein transport. The coding region runs from base 1 to 1791 and encodes 596 amino acids. NCBI's taxonomy places the organism in Eukaryota, Fungi, Ascomycota, Eurotiomycetes, Eurotiales, Aspergillaceae. The record is from RefSeq and is a predicted model, not a curated record.